UUGAAAUAAAAAAAAACUUUAUACAAAGAUUAAGAAAAUGGCUUUUGUUGAAUCUUUCCACAACCAAAGUUCUGUCUUGAGAAUCAACAUCAUGGUUGUGGACGAUGAUCCUGUUUUUCUUAAUGUUAUCUCGCGCAUGCUUGAAAAGUCUAAAUACAGAGAUCCAGUUAUGGACAUCAGAGUUAUAGCUGAAGGAGAUCCGAUAAAAGCAUUGUCUACUCUUAAACUUCAACGGAACAAUAUCGAUCUCAUCAUCACAGAUUAUUACAUGCCUGACAUGAAUGGUAUACAACUCAAAGAACAAAUCACUGAAGAAUUUGGAAAUCUACCAGUCAUAGUGAUGUCAGCGGAUGCCAAUAAGGAGCAGGAGAGUUUAACUUGUGGAGCGCUAGGGUUCCUUCCAAAACCCAUAAAACCAAUUGAUCUACCUAAGAUUUACCAACUUGCUUUAACCUACAAGACGAAUGGUAAGUCAACAAUAUGCACUGAGCCCAACCCCAAGGACACAUGUGUUAGUGUCCCCGAGCAAAUCGAGAUGCUUCCAGAACAAGUCAAUCUCUUGAAUACCCAGAAGAAAUGGCCAUCUAAAUCUGAUUCAAGAUCCAUGAAUAGUACGCAUGGAAGCCGUGCUAGUAUCGAUGGUUCAAGAAAAAAUCGGAAAAGAAAACCUACCGAUGGUCCUAGUGCAAAUGGUGAGUAUCCGUCGCAGCCAUCCAAGAAGGCUAAGAUUACGUGGACGGAUGGUCUUCACGACCUAUUCUUACAAGCUAUCCGACAUAUUGGUCUUGAUAAGGCUGUGCCAAAAAAGAUCUUAGCGUUCAUGAACGUACCAUACCUGACAAGAGAGAAUGUAGCGAGCCACCUACAGAAAUAUCGAAUAUUCUUGAGAAAAGUGGCGGAACAAGGUUUGAUGAGCAUGAUGUCCAGUAGAGGCAUAGACUCGAUGUUUCGAUAUACUCACAUCAAGGAGCCCUACUUCAACCACUACACACCAUCUACUUCUUGGUAUGAGACAAGUCUUAACAACAGAUCAUACUAUUCCAAACCCGGACACGGCUUUGGACAGUCGAGACUAUUGUCAAACACACGUGAGCCUGUUCGUUUCAACCAUAUGUCUUACAACUACAUGAACCGGUCCUCUACUUAUGAGCCACACCGUAUUGGAUCUGGAUCAAACUUGACGCUACCCACCCAAAGCAACCUCGGUCUCUCAAACCAACCAUCCCAAAAUGGAGAAAAAAUAAGCUUUUUUGAACCACCUGUGAUGGCGAACAAAAUCGGCCAAACAUCUCAAGUUCUUGGUUUUGGACAACUUGGACCGUCAGCUAUUAGUGGUAAUAGUUUCAACAAUAACAUGAUGAGUAGCUUUGGAAGUUUCACUCCAAAUCAACAAGGACUUGGCCACUUCUCGUAUGGGAUGCAAUCGCUCUUAAACAAUGAGAGCACUGCAUGUAACAACCAACCACAUGCCGAUGCUACUGCACAACCACAUCCUGAACUUCAUCAACUAGAGAAUCUUAAUUUAUCGAGUGAUCUCCACAGUGCUAAUGAGCUUCCUUACAACAUCAAUAAUUUCAUAUUCGAUCACAACAAGCAACAGCAUGUAAGAGAAGAGGAUUCCGCUAAAUUUGAUCUCUCAGCAAAUUUUUCGGCUGAACUGAAUCAUAUUUUAUCUCUUGAAGAAGAUGGUGAUUGGACUUUUUGGAAUGUAAACCAGAAUCAUUCUACUGGAGAAAUAGCCAACACUUUUGAUGCUCUGGAGACAAAUCACACUUUGACUGCUGUAGAGAUGAAUCACACUUUCGCUACUCCAGAGACGAAUCCUCCAACUUUCACCACGAACCCUAAUCAUCAAAGUCAGGAACAAGAUGUUGUUAAUCAUGAUAUUACCGAUUUGUCGCUUUUGGACUCGCAGGAAUUGGUUGAUGAAGACUUCAUGAACACUCUCUUCAACGAUGACAUGGAUUAAAGAGAGUUAUCCAAGCCAUGAUGUUCUCAAAGCGGGAUGAAUAAACAAACCGGCGAUACCUAGCUAGUAGUUUUAUAUAUAUAUGAAAAAGAAACUAUAUGAAAAAAAAGAAGUAUGAGUUAGGUUAUGUAAUAUAUUUCUAAGUGUUGGUUAUCGUGUCUUUUCAGUAAUUUUAUUAAAUGUAGAAUAUUAUGUAAUAUCUGAGAACUUUUUAAUAUAUAAGAUUUUCUAUUUGGGUUAUA
Capsella rubella is the source of this 2211-nucleotide messenger RNA. Its product is annotated as putative two-component response regulator ARR21. Gene Ontology annotation, molecular function: DNA binding. Lineage: Eukaryota; Viridiplantae; Streptophyta; Magnoliopsida; Brassicales; Brassicaceae. The coding region runs from base 38 to 1969 and encodes 643 amino acids. The record is from RefSeq and is a predicted model, not a curated record. Gene Ontology annotation, biological process: cytokinin-activated signaling pathway; phosphorelay signal transduction system. The transcript has 9 exons.